UAAUUUACAAGAAAAAGAGGGGAUCUUCAGCCAUUAGUAGUAAUUUAACUUUUUUGGGGGGGGGGGGGCAAGGAAUGGUAAUAAAAAAUAAUUUCUGAAUUCCUCCCCCACUCGAACAGAAGAUUGCUUACACAGCGGAAAUGCUCUUGCAUUAUACAGGAAGCAUCAACUAGUAAUCGAGUUCCCUUGUACAAGGCUGUACACAAUCUGCCUUUUAGCUUGCUUUACAGGAUUAAGAACAAAUACACCAUGGAUUCUGAACUUCCUAAUGUGUUUUCCCAACUGGCUGUAGAAACAAAACAAAAUGAGGUAGACCUCGCAGUAGGAGAAAAAAGAAAGUACAUAGAGCCAGAAUCGAUGAAGAGUCAAGCAGUUGAAGAUCUAAAAAUGUUCCUUAAUGACUGGAUUAACAGUACAUUAAAAAGGGAACAUAUUGUGGUGAAAAAUCUGGAAGAGGACAUAUUCGAUGGACUUGUUCUACAUCAUCUUCUUGUUACACUAGGCAAAACAAAGUUGGAUGUGCAAGAAGUUGCUUUGUCAGCAAGUUCUCAGAAGCAGAAACUACAUUCUGUGCUAACUGUCAUAAAUCAGGAACUGCAACUCUCAGAAGUGGAAGUAAAACGAAAGUGGGAUGUUGACUCAAUUCACAGAAAAGAUUUGCUUGCAACAUUUCAUCUUCUGAUUGCCUUAGCAAAGCAUUACCAACCUGAUUUGGCUUUUCCUUCAGAUGUAUGUGUAAAUGUAAUAACUAUUGAGAACCAAAAGUCUGGAAUAAAGACAGAGAAAACUUUGGAAUAUCUUACUAUAUCAAGGGAUGACAAAGAAUGCAAAUUAACUAAAGAUGAUGUUUUUGAUGACCUAUUUAAACUGGCUCCAGAUAAAGUCAAUACAGUAAUUCAGGCAAUAAUCCAUUUUGCAAAUAGUCACCUUGGACAUUUAGGACUGCAAGUGAAAGACAUUGAAAGACAGUUUGCAGAUGGUGUUAUUUUGCUACUUUUAAUUGGACAGCUGGAAGGGUACUUUAUCAGCUUGCAUGAGUUCCAUAUAAACCCCAGCUCGAAUGCUGAAAUGGUGCAUAAUGUUACACUUGCAUUUGAGCUACUCAAAGAAGGUGGGCUCAUGGAUAACCCUGUCAAUCCUGAAGAUAUUGUGAACAAGGAUAUAAAGACUACCCUGAGAGUUUUAUACAGCUUGUUUACAAGACACAAAGUUAACCAAACAGUAGAAGGCUGAAGACUUUGAAAAGAAUAUAGACAACAUACUGAAAAAUUUAUCUCAGCAAAUUUACAUUAAAAACAUUUUUUGUUGAAAAUAUCCUGCUUUUAUGCAAUUUCAUUGUAUUGUAAUUGCCAUAGAUGUUUUAGUGAUUCCUGUAAGUUAAAUGUUUAAAAAAUAUCCUUAAACUUUGUGUUUUUGCUAAUAAUAAAUAAUGUUGUUAUAUGACAUGAUAUAUAUCUGUUUGCUUUCUCUCUGUAUGAAGCAGAGUGCAGUCUAAAUGUUUUAUUGCAGUAAUAUAGGGAAUGCAUUUAACAUAAACAGCAGAGAACAAUGUGAGCCCAAUAAUGCACCCACAGGAAACUAUCUCUUUGCUCUUUAGAAAAUUUUCUUUUUGAAUGUAUGAAGUAUAAUACAACCUUUAUAAAAUUUAAUGACAUGGAAAUAGCGUGAGCUGUCAGAAUGCUGAAUAGAUCAGUUGCUUAGCUUAAGAUCACACAUCCAAUGCAUUCAUUUGAUUUUAUCUUAAGUUCAGCUGCAGUUCAACUCAAACUACUUUGUAUUCUUUGUAAGUUUGUAAUAAAAAUGCAGAGUCAUCAAAUUUAAA
Messenger RNA from Protopterus annectens (West African lungfish), 1822 nucleotides. RefSeq names its product parvin gamma (gene PARVG). Lineage: Eukaryota; Metazoa; Chordata; Ceratodontiformes; Protopteridae. Gene Ontology annotation, molecular function: actin binding. Bases 250 to 1233 code for a protein of 327 amino acids. The record is from RefSeq and is a predicted model, not a curated record. Gene Ontology annotation, biological process: substrate adhesion-dependent cell spreading; actin cytoskeleton organization; establishment or maintenance of cell polarity. The transcript is spliced from 13 exons. Gene Ontology annotation, cellular component: cytoplasm; focal adhesion; actin cytoskeleton.